CGCAGGUUUAAGUGACGAGACGUGCCAGGGCUCAAUAUCACCGGAACCAAUUAAGCGCACUUUACGCACAGGACUUUUACGCACGGGACUUUUACGCACCAAUCCAAGUCAUGAAGCUUGGAGUUUUGUGCGGGAAAACGGAUGAGAUGUUCAAAGCUCCGGAGGGAGGGACGAUGUCGCCUCUCCCCACCGAUGAGGAGCUGGGCUCGGAUGGAGACUUCACGGCGCACAGCCCUGCUGCGAGCGGGAAGUCCAAGCCGUACACCAGGAGACCCAAACCGCCCUUCUCCUACAUCGCCCUCAUCGCCAUGGCCAUCCGGGACUCCCCGACCGGACGCCUCACUUUAGCCGAAAUCAACGCGUAUCUCAUGAACAAGUUCCCCUUCUUCCGGGGCGGCUACACCGGCUGGAGGAACUCGGUGCGCCACAACCUGUCCCUCAACGACUGCUUCCACAAGGUGCUGCGCGACCCUUCCCGGCCGUGGGGGAAGGACAAUUUCUGGAUGCUCAACCCCAACAGCGAGUACACGUUCGCGGACGGCGUGUUCCGGCGCCGGCGGAAGCGCCUCAACAUCCGCUUGAGCAAGCAGCAGCAACAGCGGGAAGGCGCGGAGGACGCGCCGCCGGGCAGUGACCUCGCCAGCUCGCCUAAGAAGUUCACCAGCUCCUUCACGAUAGACAGCAUCCUCAGCAAGCCCUUCUCCAAACACGAUUUCCCACGCGUGGAUCGCGUUGUGAUGAUGACGCACUAUUUCAAUUCACCUGCUGCCUCUUUGCUGCACGUCCAGCCGACGUGUAACGUGGACCCCGGGACCGCGCAUGCGCCGAUGUGUGGUCCCUUUUUACAAACUGUGUGAAGCUUUUUAAUGGCGCUUCUUAUUCUUCACGCUGCAUCAUCGUAAAUGUUGUGCACGACUGCAAGAAGGAAACCGGCGAAUGACAUGAUUAUAUUUGACUUUGGUGGAGGUUUUUUUUUUUUUUUUUGACAUUUCGUUUGUGUACAGUUCCCCCGUUUCGCUUGUGUGAUGCAGCUGAAAUAGGCUUUGUCACGCCAAAUUUCUUCUCCCUACAACCCCCCCCCCCAUUUACUUCCGGGGUCAUGAUUGAUACAGACGUUUUAUUAACAUUAUAUUAUAAAAAUUGUAACGUUAUAUUAUAAAAAUGCAGACGUUUUGUUAACGCUAUAUUAUAAAAAAAAAUUCAAAAACAAUUUACAAACACAAGCUAUGGGAUGACAUAAGAGGAACGUGACCCCGGAAGUAAAUGCGUCAUCCCAUAGCUUGUGUUUCUAAAUUGUUUUUAAUUUUUUUUUUUAAUAAUAUAGCGUUAACAAAACUUCUUUAUUUUUAUAACGUAGCGUUAUAUUUUUAUGAUAUAGCGUUAACAAAACGUCUGUAUUAAUCAUGACCCCGGAAGUAAAUGGUGGGGGAAGGUUUUUGUAGGGGGGAAGAAAUUUGGCGUGACAGCUCCGGCACCUCCUGGGACCCCAAAAGGGACAAGCGGUAGGAAAUGAAUGGAUGGAUGGAUGGAUGGAUGGAUGGAUGGAUCCGUCACAAUAACUGUUACUAAUAUUGUAAAGCUGUCGGUUUGCACUUUCUUUACAAUAUAUGUUCGUUUCAAAAUAAAACUCUCAAGUUGUUGUCAAAUA
This is a messenger RNA of Nerophis ophidion (straightnose pipefish), 1648 nucleotides long. Its product is annotated as forkhead box protein Q1-like. Gene Ontology annotation, molecular function: RNA polymerase II cis-regulatory region sequence-specific DNA binding; DNA-binding transcription factor activity, RNA polymerase II-specific. The transcript has a single exon. Lineage: Eukaryota; Metazoa; Chordata; Actinopteri; Syngnathiformes; Syngnathidae. Gene Ontology annotation, biological process: regulation of transcription by RNA polymerase II; anatomical structure morphogenesis; cell differentiation. The record is from RefSeq and is a predicted model, not a curated record. The coding region runs from base 111 to 857 and encodes 248 amino acids.